AUGCGCACCACCGCCCUCCUCUUCGCCUUCACCCUCUGCGUCCUGGCGCUGAGCGGAAACGGAUUCAACACGGCGCAGACAGACGCCCUGGCCCAGCAAAAGGGCCAGGCUCCCCCGUCCGGAACGCAAUACCAGAACCUCUCGCUCAAGCAGAGCGGAGGUCCGCCGCUGCAGGACGACAAGGCCGCUGCCGCCGCACCCGUCAAGAAGACCGAGACCAAGCCCGCCGCCGCCGCCCCGCCGGUCAAGUACGCCGCCGACAAGGGAACGUCGCCGCCUCACCGUGGCGAGAAGAAGGCCGAGGAGCACCACAAGAAGAAGCACCACCACCACGACAAGGACGGAAAGGGGGAAGGCAAGAAGGAGCACCGCAGGAAAAACCACGGAGAGGGCCAGGACGGCGGCCAGACCAAGAACUAG
Pseudozyma flocculosa PF-1 is the source of this 420-nucleotide messenger RNA. RefSeq lists its product as uncharacterized. The transcript is spliced from 2 exons. Bases 1 to 420 code for a protein of 139 amino acids. The record is from RefSeq and is a predicted model, not a curated record. NCBI's taxonomy places the organism in Eukaryota, Fungi, Basidiomycota, Ustilaginomycetes, Ustilaginales, Ustilaginaceae.